GUGACUCGGGUUGCGGUAGGUUCACUGUGACGUAACAAUACGUCAGCGAGCGGCGGUGCAGACGCGACGAGCGAGCAGCAGAAACGGACGGCCUCGGGCCCAGUGAUGGCAGCGGAAGCAACGAAACAAAAUGUCUGCGCCGCUAGAGCUGCACGUGUCAAUUACAUCAACUACAAUGAAGAAGAUCAAAUGGAAGUGUUGGGCUACACGUGGUGCAGAUUGAGGUCAACACUCACGUGGGCGGGGGUGGUCCUGACGCUGGGGGCACUUCGCCUCGUGUUUCACUGGUACCCUCAGUUGUUACUGUACGCCACUCACGCUCCCUGCCCCCUCAGUACCGCCACCAAACUGCUUGUAGUGGACAACUAUCUGGGCAGAUUCAAGACAUAUUUUGUCAAGGAUGUGAAGACCAUUUCAACAGAGGGCGCGAGCUCUUCGAGCGGCGGCAAUGCAGCACACGCGGGGUCGGCGGGCAAUCCGAGUUGCGGAGUUCGCGUACAGCUCAGUAAUGGUUUCUCGAAAGAUAUCCAGAAAUUUCGAGCAGUAUGGAUAAAGAAGUUGUGUUACAUCUGGGACGAGAAUCGAUCAGAGUUCGUCAAGUUGGCAGGCCUGGACAAGGGUCUCACUAAGUCAGAGCUCCACGGGUACUCGGGGUUACACGAGUACCAGCAGCAGCUGAGACGAACUGUGUAUGGCUUCAACAACAUCCCAGUCGAGGUGCAAAGCCGGCUGAAGCUGCUGCUCCUAGAAGUCAUCAACCCGUUCUACAUAUUCCAGUUGUUCACCCUAUGUGUGUGGGCCGCCGAGGGUUACUACUACUAUCUCAUUGCCAUCGUCCUCAUGACGUCUUUCGGCGUCACUAGCACCAUAAUUCAGACGCGUAAGAACCAGCAGAGUUUACGUGACACCGUUCAGUCUAGCGAUGUAGUGACUGUAUGGAGGGGUGCUGACAAGUAUGAGGAGCUGCCCACGAAGCAGCUUGUGCCUGGUGACGUCAUCAUCAUCCCCCCACAUGGCUGCGACAUGCACUGCGACGCCGUGCUCUUGAGCGGGACGUGCAUCGUUAACGAGAGCAUGCUCACAGGUGAGAGCGUGCCGGUAAAUAAGACGUCACUCCCGCGGCUCUCAGGCGUUCUUUACGACCAAAAAGAGGACGUCAACCACACGCUUUUCUGCGGCACUAAGGUGAUACAAACUCGCUUCUAUGGCAAAGAGAAGGUGCGCGCUGUGGUUCUGCGCACCGGCUUCCUGACCGCCAAGGGUAGUCUGGUGCGCUCCAUCAUGUACCCGCCGCCCGCAGACUUCAAGUUUGAUCAAGACUCAUACAAAUUCAUCGGCAUCCUGGCCGCCAUUGCUACAAUCGGAUUUCUCUACACUCUCGUGCUCAAGAUCGGAAGGGAGGUUGCGGCCGGUGACGUGGCGAUCAAGGCACUCGAUCUCAUCACAAUCGUCAUACCCCCCGCUUUGCCGGCCGCGAUGACCGUCGGCAAGUUGUACGCACAAAACAGGUUGCAUGCCUGCAAGAUCUACUGCAUCAACUCCAGGGUCAUCAACGUUGCUGGCUCCAUCAACUGCGUGUGCUUUGACAAGACAGGGACGCUGACAGAGGACGGGAUGGACAUGUGGGGUGUUCUGCCGGUGGACGAUCGCAGGUUCCAAGCGGCCGUGAAAGACAUGGCGCUACUCAGCAGAGAACCACUGCAGCUCGGAAUGGCUUCGUGUCACUCUCUGACGCUCAUAAACGGCGCGCUGUCGGGGGAUCCCCUGGACGUGAAGAUGUUCGAGGCGACAGGCUGGAAGCUGGAGGAACCGGAAGUGGCUGAUCAGGAGAAGUACGAUCUCAUCGUGCCGACCAUAGUGAAGUCUCCCGCUGGGCGCGGUCAUGACGAGUUGCCGUCAGAGAUCGCGUUGGUACACCAGUUCCAGUUCUCAUCAACGCUACAGCGCAUGAGCGUGGUAACGAGGGAGCUGGGGUCGCAGGACUUCGUGCUGUACUGCAAGGGCUCACCCGAAAUGGUGGUGUCGCUGUCCCGGCCCGAAACAGUACCGGAGGAGCUUAACGUCACGCUGCAGACGUACACGGAGCAGGGUUACAGAGUCAUAGCACUGGGCAGGCGCACCCUGGCGGAGACAAGCUACACCAAAAUACAGCGCAUGCGCCGUGAGGACAUGGAGAAGGACCUAGAGUUCCUGGGCAUGAUCGUGCUGGAGAACAGGCUGAAACCGGAAACCGAGCCUGUGAUCGGCGUGCUGAAGGCGGCGCACCUGAAGAUCGUCAUGAUCACAGGAGACAACAUCCUCACGGCUGUCAGCGUGGCCAAGGAGUGCGGUAUCUUCUCUCCAGGAGAGACAGUGGUGAAUGUAACAGCAGUUCCUGCGGUCAAGGGCACGCCGGCCAGGGUCUUCUACACAUCCCCGAAAGAUCUGAUGGCUGUCAUACCAAACGGCCAACAUGACGUGGAGGCAGGUAUCGGACAGGAGUGCUUCAAGUUGGCGCUGACAGGGAAGACGUGGGCCAUAAUUAGAGACAGCUUCCCUGAGCUCGUUCCGCGCCUCUGCACCAGGGGCGCUGUGUUCGCUCGCAUGAGUUCGGAUCAGAAGCAGCAGCUAGUUCAGGAACUACAAGGACUUGGCUACUAUGUGGCAAUGUGUGGUGAUGGAGCAAACGACUGUGGCGCACUCAAAGCGGCUCAUGUUGGAAUCUCUCUCUCUGAAGCCGAGUCCUCGGUGGCGUCCCCAUUCACAUCGAAGGACGCAAACAUCUCUUGCGUCCCUAAGGUUAUUCGUGAGGGACGGGCAGCCCUGUCGACAUCAUCAGGGAUCUUCAAGUUCAUGGUGGCGUACGCCCUCACCGAGUUCAUCUCCUGUAUCAUCCUUUAUGCCGUGGAGAGCAAUCUGUUUGAUCUGCAGUUCCUGUUCAUCGACAUCUGCCUUAUUGUGAACUUCGGGUUCUUCUUCGGCAAGACUCGGGCUUAUGCAGGACCCCUGGUCAGGGACCCGCCCCUAACUAGUCUCCUAUCAUUCAUCCCUCUCACGUCACUCACCCUGCAUGUCACCAUCAUCACGGCCGUCCAACUCGGCGCCUUCUUCUGGGUCAGGCAGUUCCCGUGGUACUCCGACUACAAGCGGAUCCCUGACAGCUAUGCUUGCUACGAGAACUACGCGGUUUACUGCGUGUCCCUGUUCCAGUACAUUGCGUCUGCCGUGGCAUUCUCGCAGGGCAAGCCGUACAGGAAGGAGAUAUACACCAACGUGGCCCUGAUGAUUUCCCUGGUGAUCAUGACCCUCAUCUGUGCCUACAAGACGAUGUAUCCUGCACAGUGGAUUACGGACUAUUUCGGGUACAUCCAACCUCCAGCCUUCGACUUCAAGGUAAUCAUCCUCUGCCUUGCUGUCAGCCAUUUUGUGCUGGUGGUGUUCGCUGAAGACGUGCUGGUCAACUACGUGCUGGCAAAGAUCAUUAGGCCAAUGUGGAAAAAGAAGGCAGGACUGACGACCAACGAAGAGAAAUUUCUGGCAGUAGACAGAGAACUGGCUGCCGAAAUGUGGCCCCCGGUAACCACAGAAUUGCCGAUCAAACUGAAUGCUUCGGUCACUGAAUUGCGUGCGCCACUGGAUACGGCGGAAAUUCAUUUCAGAGCCGAGAGAGGGCCAGAGAGUUCCUUGGCUAGCCACGAGAUGGCAGACCAGGCUCUAUGAAGAAGCCACGAAUGUAGAGGCUUCUAAUGCGAAUGACUUUAGACAGUGAUGAAGUGACAUUCCUUGACUAGCCACGAGAUGGCAGACCAGGUUUUGUGAAGAAGCCACGAGUGUAUGGGCUUCUGAUACGAGUGAAUUUCGGCCAUUUCGGCAGUGAUGAAGGGACAUAAUGUUAUAGACUGAAGCGUUUUUCACUCCGUAACAAGUGCUUCCGUUAAGUGACGUAUGUAUAUGUAGUGACAAUAAUCAAUUGUAUAAUGUGAUGAAUAUUUAAGUUAUUUUACUUUGGAAAUAUUCUUGAUGUAUUAUUUGCAUCAAAUUCUGUUUUCAUAUUACUAUUUCAUUUCUUGAAAGGCCGCGCCAU
Messenger RNA from Cryptotermes secundus, 4063 nucleotides. RefSeq names its product probable cation-transporting ATPase 13A3. The record is from RefSeq and is a predicted model, not a curated record. Gene Ontology annotation, cellular component: membrane. Gene Ontology annotation, biological process: intracellular calcium ion homeostasis; polyamine transmembrane transport. Lineage: Eukaryota; Metazoa; Arthropoda; Insecta; Blattodea; Kalotermitidae. The coding region runs from base 106 to 3699 and encodes 1197 amino acids. Gene Ontology annotation, molecular function: polyamine transmembrane transporter activity; ATP binding; ATP hydrolysis activity. The transcript has 19 exons.